Hyaloscypha bicolor E is the source of this 1085-nucleotide messenger RNA. RefSeq names its product glutathione S-transferas-like protein. Lineage: Eukaryota; Fungi; Ascomycota; Leotiomycetes; Helotiales; Hyaloscyphaceae. The transcript is spliced from 3 exons. The coding region runs from base 117 to 893 and encodes 258 amino acids. The record is from RefSeq and is a predicted model, not a curated record.
CUGAAUCUUAAAAUGCUUCACGUCCACCCUUUCUUCGUUGUAUUUUCUUUUCCCUCUUCAGACCUCCUAGCAAUUAUCCAAUUCUCCUUCAAUCAUUUUUUGAAUUCCACUUCACAAUGGCUUCACCACAAGCAGCUGAUCAACCACUUAUUAAGCUUUAUUGGCUGGAACAAUCACGGUCUCAACGCGUCCUCUGGCUCCUCGAAGAAUUGAAAGUCCCCUACGAACUGGAGAUCUUCCACCGCGACAAGAAAACCCACUUUGCACCCCCAGAACUCAAGAAAGUCCAUGCUCUCGGCAAAUCACCUGUAAUUUCUGUCACAGUUCCUGGCUCUUCCGAACCAGUUGUCAUUGCAGAGAGUGCAUUCAUCAUUGAAUAUCUUUUGGACCACUUCUCGAAUGGGAGUACUCUGUUACCAAAGCGUUGGAAAGAAGGGAAAGAGAAUAAAGUGGGAGGCGAGACGGAGGAGUGGUUGAGGUUUAGAUAUUUCAUGCAUUAUGCUGAGGGAAGUUUGAUGGCAUAUAUGAUGAUAGCCCUCGUCGCGCUUUCAAUCAAAGGAGCCCCAGUACCUUUCUUCAUCCGCCCAAUCACGAACGGUGUUUCAGGCAAGAUCCAUUCCGGUUUCCUCGAUCCAAACUUCGCUACACAGUUCACUUUCCUAGAGGGACAACUUAAAACCUCUGGAGGAAGUUAUCUUUGUGGGCCGAACCUUACGGGUGCGGAUAUCUUGUUGAGUUUUCCGUUGAUUGCUGGCGGUUCCAGAGCGGGUUUGACAAAAGAGAAAUACCCCACGCUUCAUGCCUAUGUUGAGAGGUUGGAGAAUGAGCCUGGUUAUAAAAAGGCUGCGGACAAGAUUAUUGAGAUUGAAGGGAAGUUUGAGGCGACUCUUUAAGUCCUCCGUGAGAGUAACCGGGGUUGGGAGAGAUGGUACGACCCCACUCCUCAUUUUAGGUGACGUCGGCGGGGGGGGGUAUAUACAGAGCAAGUUUCUCAUUCAAGUUUGAUUGCGACGUUUAGAGUAAUAAUUCUGGGCGUUGAGCUAUCAUUUCUUCACCUAGUCUACGUUCAACCAUUCACUCCGGAG